Molecule: messenger RNA, 2451 nt
Organism: Phacochoerus africanus (Common warthog)
Lineage: Eukaryota; Metazoa; Chordata; Mammalia; Artiodactyla; Suidae
Gene: CCDC42
Product: coiled-coil domain containing 42
Exons: 7
Coding region: 1308-2258 (316 amino acids)
Biological process (GO): spermatid development
Source: RefSeq, a predicted model, not a curated record
CCGUGGGGGCUGGCUGGGAGCAGCAGGCCUUGGAAGAGAGGCGAGGAGGUGAGAAUGGGAGACCACGUCUCCUCUUCCCGGGCCAGGAUUUCGGGUUGGCUCGGACGGCAAGCAGGGGGCGCCAGAGGACCGGCAAUGCGGCGGGCUGGGUUUGCAGAGCUCAGGACACCCUCCGCGCUCGGAGACCCAGCCCCACCCUGGCUCCGCAUCCCAGACCCCAAGAGACCCAGGUUGCGCUGCUUCCGUGGGCAUGGGUGGGGGUGGGGAGCAGAGAAAAGAGCGGAGCCCGGGAGCCGGAGCAGCGGCUGGCACGAGGUCACGGCCCUUACCUCCGGGCGGCCGCCUCACUCACACACAGGUCUUGAAUUUAGACCCUGGACCUCACAUGCGCUGAUGCACGAGGCUCUGACGGAAUCGAGGAAGGCAGCCAUCCUUAAGUCGACACGUAAAGCAUCCGACACGGAUCUCACCACGCUUUGGCAUUUCUUUAUGUUUUAACCAUUCUGCCAGCCUCAAAAAUGGCAUUAGCCCUGAGUCCCUUACCCUCCAAGGAGCCUCGUCGUGGGCCUCCCCCGUCUCCCGGGGGGUUGGGGUGGGCAGCCUCUUUAAUCCCCAGGCUUCUUGCCUGUCCGUCCUCCCCUCCUCCCCCAAACCCCCUCCAAGACAUACACGGCUGCGCAUCCUUUGCCCACCACCUGGCCCUCCGCUCUGCAGCCUCCUCCCCUCCUCCCACACCCGCCUUGCUUCUCGGUGCAGCCCCACCCCUGCCUCCGCGAAGCACCUCCCUUCAGUCCUUUUCUUCUCCACCAUCUGUUCGAGCCCCAGCCCCCUGCCUCCCCCUCGCACACCCCUGAGGCCAGGAGGAGGCUGUAGGGACAUGCCUCCCCCUACCCAGCCCUGGACACCCCCUGCCUCCUGGCUCUGGGAAGCAGCAUCUAACAGACCUAACUUCUUCCUAGAGCUUCUCAGGGGUGAAUGCAGGAGCAGAGAGCCAGAGCCCAGCAUGAGUGGGGGCAGAGGUCAGAGGGCAAAGCCUGGGUUCCAUCUGUGGUCCACGGAACCAGAACCUGUUGCUAGGUAACCGGUAACCGGAUCUCCCAGCACCUUCCCCACACAUCCUGAGCUGCUGAUUGCCGGCCUCCGGUCACCUUCCCCGAGUCUCGAAGACACCCACCCUCUGUGGGACCCUGAAAAGCAGGAGGAGGGGAGAAGCAAGAGCCCAGCUGCCAGCCCUGAGCCACCUGUGGCUCUACCACCUGUGUUUCACUGUGAAGAUUUGCCGGCUGGGCCUUUAAGUCACCGGCGCCAUGAGCCUGGGCAUCAUGGAAGAGGAGGAUCUGGCGGAGUACUUCCGGCUGCAGUAUGGGGAGCGGCUGCUGCAGCUGCUGCAGAAGUUCCCCAGCAUUGAGGACGAGUCAGACUCCCCAUCCGUCCGGCUGCUGGAGAAGAAGAAGGAGGCCAAGAUCAUGCACCAUGCCAUGGAGCAGAAGAAGGAGACAUUUCAGCGCAGAAUGGAAACCCUGAACCUGCGCUGGGAGGAACUGGGCGUCAAGGAGGCCCAACUGAAAGCCCACAUACAGAAGUUUGAGCAGUUCAUCCAGGAGAACGACCAGAAACGGAUCCGGGCCCUGAAGAAGGCCAACAAGGAGCGCGAGCUCAAGAGGCAGCGCAUGCGCGAGCUGGCCAAGGCCAAGCAGGAGAUGGCAGCCCUGCGGCUGGAGCACCAGCGGCUGAGCGCCAGGCUGCAGGAAUAUUCCAUCUUCAACAAGUUCCUGGAGAAGGUGGUGGAGAACUCGGAGUUCGAGGAGAUCCACGAGGUGAUCGCGCGCUACAAGACGCUGGUGAGCAUGCACCACGACCUCAUGCAGGCGGCGCAGGAGGGCCAGGAGAAGAUCGAGCGCGCCAAGGCGAGGCUGGCGCGCUACAAGGAGGAGAAGGACGACGAGAUCCUGCAGCACAACAACGAGCUGGCGCGCCUGCAGAUGCGCUUCGACCGCGCACGCAGCGACGUCAUCAUCUGGGAAUCGCGCUGGGCACACAUCCAGAACACCGCCGCCAAGAAAACCCUCUUGCUCGGCACCAUUAAGAUGGCCACGCUGAACCUGUUCCAGAUCGUGAGCAAGCAGCUGAAGGAGGCGACCUUCGUGUCCCUGGAGGACACCCACAAACAGCUGGACAUGAUCCAGCAGUUCAUCCAGGACCUGUCAGACAUCUGGGCGGAGGUGAAGAAGAAGGAGCAACAGCAAGUCCGGGUUUAAGGAGCAGCCGUGGUCCUAGGAGGUUCAGAAACCGAGACGGAGAGAAAGUCCCUGCUGGCCUUGCCGUCCAGUCGGCCCCGUCCAGCCCUCUGGACCCCUGUGCCUUUCUGCUGGGAAAUCCCUGUUUUCCUCCUCAGCCCUCAGCCCAUACAUCCCUGAAAACAUUAAAUUCCGUAAGAAGCUUGUUCCUAAA